Messenger RNA from Cynoglossus semilaevis (tongue sole), 1519 nucleotides. It is a transcript of the gene atp6v1e1b, whose product is annotated as ATPase H+ transporting V1 subunit E1b. The record is from RefSeq and is a predicted model, not a curated record. The coding region runs from base 267 to 947 and encodes 226 amino acids. Lineage: Eukaryota; Metazoa; Chordata; Actinopteri; Pleuronectiformes; Cynoglossidae. Gene Ontology annotation, cellular component: proton-transporting two-sector ATPase complex, catalytic domain. The transcript has 11 exons. Gene Ontology annotation, biological process: proton transmembrane transport. Gene Ontology annotation, molecular function: proton-transporting ATPase activity, rotational mechanism.
CCUUCCUCCAGGGUCAGAGAUUGAGCAGCAGGACUGGAGCUUGAAGAACCGGCCUCUCCUCCGCCUCCAUCACCUCUGCUGCUCUGGACUGCUGCUUUGUCCUCCAGAAUGGCAGUUGCUACGGAAACAUUACAAAAGUGAGCGUCAGGUGACCUGGCAUAUCAGCAGUCCUGUUGUAGACAUCUUUGAGUCACGACUGCGGAGUUUAAUUCAUACUUCUUCUUCUUCGAUUCUACGGCCCGAGCGGAUCUCAGACAGCCGCAGCCAUGGCGCUCAGCGAUGCCGAUGUACAGAAGCAGAUCAAGCAUAUGAUGGCCUUCAUUGAGCAGGAAGCCAAUGAAAAGGCAGAAGAGAUUGACGCAAAGGCAGAAGAGGAGUUCAACAUUGAGAAGGGCCGUCUGGUGCAAACCCAGAGGCUGAAGAUAAUGGAGUACUACGAGAAGAAAGAGAAGCAGAUCGAGCAGCAGAAGAAAAUCCAAAUGUCUAACCUGAUGAACCAGGCUCGGCUGAAAGUUCUGAAGGCCCGCGAUGAUAUGAUCUCGGAAAUGCUCAACGAGGCUCGCCAGCGUCUCGGCAACGUCGCCAAAGAUCCAGCGAGGUACCCUACUCUGUUGGACGGACUUCUGCUGCAGGGAUUCUACCAGCUUCUGGAGCAAAAAGUAACGGUCCGCUGCCGCAAACAGGACGUGCAGCUGGUGCAGGCUUCCAUCCAGAGGAACAUUCCCAUCUACAAGGCAUCUGUGAAGAACACCCUGGAGGUCCGCAUUGAUCAGGAAAACUUCCUUUCUCCAGACAUCUCUGGAGGGAUUGAGAUCUAUAACAGUAACGGAAAAAUCAAGGUGGCCAACACCCUGGAGAGCAGACUGGACCUCAUGGCACAGCAGAUGAUGCCUGAGAUCCGAGUGGCUCUGUUCGGUGCCAACCCCAACCGCAAGUUUUUGGACUGAGACGGAAGGUAAAAGAAAUCCACCUGUUUAUUUUUUACAUUGUCCUGCUGAUGAAGAUAUCAUUCCCAGACCAUAAUGGAGUAAACACAUCGUUGUUGUGUGAAGUAUUGCUGUAUUAUUAUUUUCCUGUGCAUUAUAAGGGACGUGACGCUGUAUGUGCUGCACAGCUAUAAAGACUCUGGUUUUUCUCUGCUGCACCUCCUCCUCUUUCUUUUAAAGUCCAAGUUUACACUCACUUCUCUACAUCUAUAGAUGGCAUUGGAGCAACAUGUUACUUAUAAUUAUCUGCUCCAUCCAAUUGGAGGAAGAGGAAAAAAUAAACAGCGUUUGUAAGAACAAACGUCUGUACUCUACCUGACUAAGUUAAUUUAUGGACUUGACGUCCACAGCCUCUUAUUCUGAGUGGAUGCUGUCAUUCCACAGUCUGUACUGUAUGUAUAUGAGGUUUGCAGUUUAAAUUAUGUGUGUAUGGUUGUUGUAAUUGUUCUCUUCCUUUGUCUUUUUGACUGUCACCAACUUAAAAUGUCUUAUUGUGAAAAUAGAUUAAAAAUAAACUAAUAAUAAUAUGUAAA